Molecule: messenger RNA, 645 nt
Organism: Kwoniella botswanensis
Lineage: Eukaryota; Fungi; Basidiomycota; Tremellomycetes; Tremellales; Cryptococcaceae
Exons: 3
Coding region: 1-645 (214 amino acids)
Source: RefSeq, a predicted model, not a curated record
AUGUCUUCUUCAUCUUCAUCUUUGCGCAGUAACAGUCAGACUAAGAGAUAUACACCAAACAACUACGCCGCAACCAAAAAUGAAGUAGGGGUAUUUACGACCCCUGGAUAUUCAGAGGAUAUCAAAACUCUAUGGAAAUUUAAGAAUGCAGAGGAAGCCGGGAAGAGCGCAGAGGGGAUUUGGGAAUUGUUCGAAGGGUAUAGGGACAAAAAUGACUUCGUAGGCAUGGACAUAUGUCGUAAAUUUAUUCAAAUGGGUCGAACUCGCUCACUGCGCUAUGCAUUAAGACCAGGAGGAAGGAAAUAUGAUCCUUCUACAGGUGAAGCACGCGAAAGGACAGGGAAAGUGUACGAUCAAGGUAAACUGGAGGGAGCGGAGGUAUAUGAGAAGUGGUUGGGGAAAUGUUGGGACGAUGAGUGCUAUAAGAAAGCUUGGGAAAGCUGGAGAGAGGGGAAGGACGAUAUUGAAGUUGUGGACGAGGGCAAUGUCAAGGAUCAGUCAGAUGUGGAAGACCUAUCGGGGGAGGGAUAUGAGAAAGACCAAAAGGAGAAGAAGAGAAAAAGACCCAAAUCUGCUAUGAAGGGUGAACCUGAGGUAAAAGCGAAAGAUCAUCCUGGGUCAAAGAAGAGAAUCAAGAAAUCGUAG